AUGGCGGCGCCGCUGGUCGCGCUGGGGACCGAGGCGACCGAGCCCUGCGGGACGAUGGCGGCGCAGCUGUGGCCGCGGCCUUUUGGGCCGGCCGCCGGCACCCACAUGCUGGCUGCCAGUUCGCCGCUGCUGGACCAGCCCGCGCUGGACGCGCAGCUGCUCAUCGCGCGUGCAGCAGCCGCGGGGCCGGGAGGGAGCGUGGCCGCCGCCUGCCCAGGGGGGGCCAUCGUGGCACCGCCGCCGCUGAAGCUGCUGCCACCGGAGGAGCAGAAAGGCGACCCCGGCGGCGCGGUGCAGGGCUCGGUCGUGUGA
Messenger RNA from Monoraphidium neglectum, 312 nucleotides. RefSeq lists its product as hypothetical. The record is from RefSeq and is a predicted model, not a curated record. Lineage: Eukaryota; Viridiplantae; Chlorophyta; Chlorophyceae; Sphaeropleales; Selenastraceae. Bases 1 to 312 code for a protein of 103 amino acids. The transcript has a single exon.